Messenger RNA from Scutellospora calospora, 853 nucleotides. The record is from the annotation of a GenBank genome assembly. NCBI's taxonomy places the organism in Eukaryota, Fungi, Glomeromycota, Glomeromycetes, Diversisporales, Gigasporaceae.
AUGACAAAUAUAAGAGAAGAGUUUCCUUAUUUUCAUGUGGGUGUGAGUGAGGAUCGAAAUAGGCGUUGCAGACGCACAAUGGAGGAUGCACAUUCAUAUUUUUAUGAUUUCGCGGGAAUUGAGGGUCAAGGUUUCUUCUCAAUUUUUGACGGUCAUGCUGGAAAACAAGCCGCCGAAUGGUGCGGAAAUAAUUUUCAUGAGGCAGAUAAGCAACUUAAUCAAAAUGCUGGAAAACAUUCUGGAUGUACGGCUGUUACCGCUUUUUUGAGACCUGAAGAAAUAUUAAUCGGAAAUGACGUUAAUGGUAAAAAUCCUUCGGUUUGUAAUGGUACUGAUUCAGUAAAGAAAUUUAAGCGUGUUUUAUAUACUGCAAAUGUUGGUGACGCUCGCGCUGUUUUGAAUCGGGAUGGAAGAGCUGUUAGGUUAUCUUAUGAUCAUAAAGGAAGUGAUCUUCAAGAAGCCAAAAGAAUUGUUGAUGCUGGUGGAUUUGUCAUGAAUAAUCGUGUUAACGGUGUAUUGGCUGUGACUCGCUCACUGGGUGAUAGUUCAAUGAAAGAAUUUGUUAUAGGUAAACCUUAUACCACAGAAACAACACUGACAGAAAAGGAUCCUUUUUUGAUACUUGCUUGUGAUGGUGUAUCAUUCACCGAUAAUGAUAUUGAAGAGGAAUUGCUAAAAACAGAUUGGAAAAGGAUUUUUAAUAUGAGCAAUUAUGAAUCAUUAAACAAACAGAAAAACAUGUUUGCGAAAGAAAUAGGUAACGAUACAAGGUCUUUAGCAUAUUCGAAACAUGAGAUUAUAACCGUGAGACAAAUUAGUGAAUUGGUUGAGGAAUUCGAGGAAGAAAAAGAGA